AAGUUCCGCCGUAAGCAAAUAGUUUUGACAGGGACAUAUUGAUCUAUAAUACAGUUUUAUCUUUUUUUGAGUUUAAAAAAUCAAUGCUUUUUGGAGGGCUCUAUAGCUAAUUAACUGUGUUUGUUGGUUUUAUAAACUCGCAGAAGACCCGGGCAAACUUCGCUGUUGCACCAAACAAACAUGGCCGCUUCCCCGCCGUCAGAUGUGUGUGAGGGAAUCACCGACAAAGAAAUGGAUUCAAGUGUGGAAACGGACGGUUGCCCUGCGAAGGAAAAUGGAAGUGAGUCUGAAAAGAAAGACGCGAACAAACCCAAGCUGGAAUCAGAAGAUACCUUCAAGAUACCAGCUCUUUUUGCGGCACCGUCCCUCUCCAGUAAACGCGGCUCCGCGGCUCCAUCAAAACACACGACUGGACCCGAAACUAAGUGUGUGACGGAAAUAAGCAAAGCCGAAGCUGUGGAUACUUCAACUGAGGACUCCACCGCUCCUGUUAAAGAAAACAGAACCACUGAAAAGGGUGAAGAAGAUGAUAAAAAUAGUGAAAAGGACAAGCCCGUGGCUCCUGUCAAAGCGAAGCCAGCAGCUAAACCCCGCCAGGUCCCCUCUAAAGGUCCCCCGGCAGGUAAGUUCCCCCCUCUGCCUUACACAGAGCCUCCCUGGGGUGGCACAGCUCCAGAGAUCUCUUACGCUUUGGAAAUCCUUAAAAACGGGACCAUAGUGGACACCGUCCCCCUCACACACCGGAGUUAUUUCGUGGUCGGACGUUUACCUGUGUGUGACGUCUCCUUGGAGCAUCCCUCCAUCUCCAGGUACCAUGCCAUCAUCCAGUACCGCAGCCAGACCGGGGAGGGGGAGUCCGUGGGAGAGGAGAGGGGCUUUUACGUCCACGACCUGGGUAGCACACACGGGACUGUAGUGAACAAGAAUAAGAUCCCACCGAAGACCUACAUCAGGCUGCGCGUGGGACACGUGCUGAAGUUUGGAGGGAGCACGAGGCUUUUUAUUCUGCAGGUGAGUCAGAUAAAAAAAACUCCCAGCAGACAUUUAGAGCAGAAGUAGUUGUCCGUAUUGGCUUCAUCUAAGUAAGAGGUAAUAGGUACACUAACCAGCUGAUACACUACAAACAGAACAGGGAAUAAAUAGAUCAUGACUAAAAGGGAUAUUCCGGUGUAAAAUUAAGUUAGGGUCAAACACACCCUAACACCCUUGAGAGAUGAAUGUUGCCAACUGCUUGUGUCUGUAGUUAUACCAACUUAAGUAGCGACCGCAGGAUAGCAGUACACAGCGGUCUGAGGAGCCAUAAACAAACCUCAUCCAAAAAGCCACUCUAUAGCCACAAAUAAUGCUCAGAACAGCAAACCUUCAUCAACAGUACAUAUAGGGUCCCAGCCAUUGUACUAGCCAUCAAACAUCUUUUUAACUUUGCCUAAUUUCUUUAGCAAAGAGACCAAACACAACUCACCCACUCUCUUCCAGAAGCCACUUGUUUGUAGUGAGACCUCGACCAGUCCAUUGAUGUGUAAUCUAAAUCAACAUUUAUGAUAAUUUCUUCAUGGAAAUGCAAUCAGACCCAGGGUCCUAAGUUUGACGAGGAAGAGGAGUCUGAGCUGACGGUGACAGAGCUGAGAGAGCGAGCCAGAAAACAGCGAGCAGAGCUGGAGAAGAGGAUGAUGGGAGAUGGAGAUGGAUCUGAUGAUGACGAUGAUGAUAUGAAGGACAAGGAGGAAGAUGGGGAAGGACAAGACAACAGGAGUCAGAGCAAACAAUCCAAUGAAGACUCGGGUUGUUCGUGGGGAAUGAGUGAGCGUCAAAGGUUUAUGAGAUCUGCAUGGGCAUAUUUCUGUGUUGCUGUGAACUUACUCUGAUAGUGAUUAGCCAAACACACAUGUUAAUCCCUCUGUGGUCUCCUUUGCUUGUUUCCUUGUCUCCAACUUACAGCUGAGGAGGCUGUCCCAGAGGAAGAAGAGGAUGAAGAAAACCCCUUUUCUACAGAGUUUCAUGAGGAUCAGGAAGCCGCAUACCUGAAAGACCCGAAAAAGGCUCUGCAGGGAUUCUAUGACAGAGAAGGUGGGGGUCCAUGUUUGUCUGAUGCUUCUUUAUUUCUGUGUUUUUUUAAUUCCUCUAACUCGGCAAUGGCACCUUUUUUUUUAUCUCAGGAGAGGAGCUUGAGUUUGAGUAUGAGGACAAAAGUCACGGCACCUGGCUCUGCAGGAUAAAGUAAGUCACAACUAUAAAAGCCUGUUUUCUGGCCUUUAGAAAGAUUGUGUGUUUGAGUUACAAAAAACAAGUUCAUGCUUUUGUUCAGGCUUCCAGUGGACGAUGCCAUGGGCCGACAGCUGGUUGCUGAGGUAACCCACACAGGGAAGAAGAAAGAAGCAGCCGUGCAGUGCUGCCUGGAGGCGUGUCGGAUGCUGGAAGCCAGGGGGCUGCUGCGCCAGGAAGCAGGUGUGUGUUCAUUGUGACGUCAGAAGUUUUAGACAAUAGUCCCAAGCUGGUUUUGGCUGGUGACCCCACUUUGACAUCACCAUGCCGACCCCAUCAGUUAAAACACAUACAAGGUUUUGCCCACAUCAGUCAUGUAAUGGCCUUUAUACCGUGCUGGAAGUAUUAUUUAUUAUAGAUUGAGUUUAAGUUAAUUUCUCCUCAGUGUUUAAAUAUUUAAGCGUCUGAAAAGCAGUGCUGAACCUACAAUGAGUCAAAUUAAUCAAAAACGUAUUAAUAAUGAAUAAGAGUGAAAUUGAAAAAUGACUGAUAACAGGCCACGGAAAAGAAAACAGUGCUAAGAGGCUUCACCUUGAGAGUUUUCAUAAUCGUAAUGAUCACAUCUUUAUUUCUAAAGCUCCCUGGAAUUAGAGUUGGAAAAAGUGCUUUGACAUACAGGCAGACGCAAGAACCCAAGACCAUGAACUUAACUGAGACCAUAAGCACAGAGGACAUGAGAUGAUUAAAGUAAUAAAUAGAAAAGAAAUAGUAAAGUGGAAGUAAAAACAAUAAAGGAGGAAAUGAAUCAGUAAAGAAAAUAGUCCUUGAGCCGGACCAGAUGUCGGUACCACUUGGGUGGGCAAAACCUUACAUAAACUAAAUUGUUUUUAGGGUCAAUAUAAGUAAAUUCAAAUAUGAUAGACUUUUCAUAGGGGUAGCUUUUUAUAUUUUUUCUCAUUUUGUUAUUUUCCUCAAUAGGCGAAUUUUUGUUAACUCCAAAAGCAACACAGACAGUCAAAAGCACAUUAAAAGUCAUACUCUUUUUGGGUCACACUGCUCUUUUCUAUAAAUGAAUCAAACCUGUGUCUAAUUAAAUGAGUUGAUGAAGUGGGAGUGGCCCAAUUUGAUGGUGGAGCAGUACUUUCAGGUAUCAUAGCACUUGAGCCAAGAACCAAAAUUUCACAUAUCGGUACCACCUGGGUGGGCAAAUUCUAGUUGUGAUUUUUUUUAUUGCUAUACAUCCCUACAAUAAGUUUUUAUAUGAUAGACCUUGGUAACUGGUAGCUUUAUUGUAGUUAUCACUCAUUGAAGUAAUAGAGUGCAGCUGUUCAAAAAUGAAAAAUCGCCUUCCUUCAAAAUUAGCUUUCUUUCAUUUUAACCUCUCAUUUAGGAGUGUUUGAACUAUUGGCUAGCCAUAGAGACUUGUAAUAACCCCCUAAGUAGUAUUUCAAGUAAUUUAUCUAAUACAGGUGUGUAUAUAUAAGCUUCAAUUAGCCAAUUGUAAGGUCUAAAUCAAGGUCUAAAUUAAGGAUAUUUUUUUACUUAGAAGUAGAAGUAAAGUAAAUGCAGACUAAUAGCAUUAUAAUAACACAACUUCAAUAUGACACUGACAUAUUUUCAAUGCAGGAACUCAAUAUACAAUCAUCCUGGCUGGUGCAGGGCAAGAAGACAUUAGCAACAAAAUAAGAUCUACUGAUGUAUACACUCUAUACAAUCAUCUGAGAAAAACUCAAAUUCCUAUUCAAAGUCCUAUUCUUUCCAUAAGGAACAGUGACAGCAAAUAUGACUGUCAAGUUUUGGCUUAGUACAUAAUACUGUCACUGAGUCACAGUGGGUCUGUUAACAUAGCUCCUUUUGGUCAUCAUUUAUCAAUCAACAUCAGUAAUCGACAGUAUCAGUAUCUGUAUCUUCUUCUACAUCUGAGUCUGCCGGUGUGCAAGGGGCUCUUCCUCACUGUAUUGGUUGGCACAAGUUUGUAAUUUGCACAGGUUUGUGCACUUCAGCCCAUUGCUGAGACAGGUGCAGUCUGGUGGUUUGCAUGUCCUCACACACUUGCAGGAUAGUAACUGCAAGACCGAAGAAGUAAAGUAAAUGCAGACUAAUAGCAUUAUAAUAACACAACUUUAAUAUGACACUGACAUAUUUUCAAUGCAGGAACUCAAUAUACAAUCAUCCUGGCUGGUGCAGGGCAAGAAGACAUUAGCAACAAAAUAAGAUCUACUGAUGUAUACACUCUAUACAUCUUAUUUUGUUGCUAAUGUCUUCUUGCCCUGCACCAGCCAGGAUGAUUGUAUAUUGAGUUCCUGCAUUGAAAAUAUGUCAGUGUCAUAUCAAAGUUGUGUUAUUAUAAUGCUAUUAGUCUGCAUUUACUUUACUUCUACUUCUAAGUAAAAAAAUAUCCUUAAUUUAGACCUUGAUUUAGACCUUACAAUUGGCUAAUUGAAGCUUAUAUAUACACACCUGUAUUAGAUAAAUUACUUGAAAUACUACUUAGGGGAUUAAUACAAGUCUCUAUGGCUAGCCAAUAGUUCAAACACACCUAAAUGAGAGGUUAAAAUGAAAGAAAGCUAAUUUUGAAGGAAGGCGAUUUUUCAUUUUUGAACAGCUGCACUCUAUUACUUCAAUGAGUGAUAACUACAAUAAAGCUACCAGUUACCAAGGUCUAUCAUAUAAAAACUUAUUGUAGGGAUGUAUAGCAAUAAAAAAAUCACAACUAGAAUUUGCCCACCCAGGUGGUACCGAUAUGUGAAAUUUUGGUUCUUGGCUCAAGGACUAAAAGUUAAAAAAAAAUAGGCGGAGGUAAAAGCAGGUAAAGGAGAGAAACAAUAGUGUUGAUGAAACACUGAAAAAUAAGGUGAUAUAACAAGUCCAGACAAAAAAAGUAGAGGCUAAAAGGUAAAUGCAGGAACUAGGAAUAAUAAUACUGAUAAAAUAUAAUUAAAUAAAAGAUAAUUCAUAUAAUAUAGCACAAGCAAAGACCUAGAUAAAAGGAAACAACACGAAUAAGUGCCACAAACUGAACAUCAUUACUUCUAACCCAGUGUGACUUUGCAGUGCUAGAGGUAUUUUAUUUGGUAUUCCUCUUUUUUAUAUUGAAUUCAUCACUGUCAUAAUUAUCUAAGCAUUUUGCUUCUAAGUGCUGAGUUGUUCACAAAGAGCUGCAUUGAAAAGUUAAUCCAUAGCCUUUUAAAGUCAGGUGGUGUAAUAGCUACAGUGUAUCUAAUCUGUGACAUAACAUCUAGUUGGAAAUGGGACUUUGACUUUAUGCACAUUAGAGCACUAAAUCUGCUUAAAUCAUACUGAUAUGCAGCAGGCAGGCAGUCAAAAACAUCUUUCACUUUUCAUUGGACAACUUUCUGUCCUGUUUUACUUUUUUUUGAGCAAUUAGGAGCAAAGAUUGUGCAAUUAUUACUUAAUAAAAAUGAUGAACAAUAUUUGAAACCAAAAUAAAUUAUAAAGAAAUGAGAAAAUUUCAAGUAUUACAAACCCCAGCAUAAAACUCUGUUUUAAUGUCUUUAGCAAAUGCUUAAUCAAAGCAGAAAUUUUCAGCCUCAUACACAGGAGUAAACUCUUCCUCUCACACUCACAGCACUCUUAUCAGCUGGCUGUAGCACUAGAGGCCGAUACAAAUAAUCAGACAAAUCCAGAAUAUCAGCUCCAAUAAUUAGCCUGUAUCAAUAAUCAGUCUGCCCUUCAUUUGGAAGAAUGUUGCAUCACUUCAUUCACCUAAAUGAAAACGUAUGUCCUGUUUUUAGUCUCCCGCAAGCGUAAGAAGAAGAACUGGGAGGACGAGGACUACUAUGACAGCGAUGAUGACACCUUCCUGGAUCGAACCGGCACUGUGGAGAAGAAGAGGAAGGAGAGGAUGAAGAAAGCCGGGAAGAUUGAGGAGCGGCCUGAGACCUAUGAUUCACUGGUGAAUAUAUCUUACACUUGAAUGCGUGACACUAAACUAAGUUUAGGGCAUCUGUCGCCUCAGAUUUAUCUUAUUUGUGUUGUAUGACAUUAUGUUUUAAGUAUUUGGUCAUAAACUAUCACCAAAACCACUUGGAUCUGUUCACCUUUUGAAUCAACUGUGUCAGGAAAUGAAAAAUUAGGGGAUUAGCAAAGAUAUUGCUGUCAUUCCUCAGGAGGAAAUAAAAAUCAGUUUAAGAUUUCUCAGUGAUUCAGUCAGUGGUUUUGGGACAUGUCACUAAAAUGAGAAACACAUGGUUGAGCCAGGAAAUAUCUGGAUCCUUCACUAUAGUCAGAUAAAUAAACCACUCCACCAAAUUUGAUUUCAGUUUAUCCAACAAUGUUUCGGUCUGGAAUCUAUUUCUCAUGGUCAGAUCUCUGUAUUUUUGUGUUUUAUGUGUCUGUUUGUAUGGGUUUAUAUACAGAUACAGGUGUUAAUGUAUUUAUAUGUGUAUAUGUGGACAUGUGUUGGUAAAUUUAUGUGUAUGUUUACUAGUGUUGUAGUACUCCAGAUCGGUCUUGGUCUCGAGACCAUUUUUUGAGGGUCUUGGUGUAGGCACUUACACUUGGUCUUGUCUCGGUCUUGGUCCUCUCUGGUCUCAGUAAUGUCUUGGUCUCGGUUGGUGCAGUCUUGACUACAACAUUAAUGUAUACUACAUGUAGCAUGUCAACGUUUCAUACCUAGAAAUUUACUAGGAUGAUGAGCAGAUGGCUGGGCUGCAGCUGUUACUUCAACUUAUUUUAUGCCACUUUAGUCAUAGGCGUUGUUGUUUGUUGUUUUUCUUCUUCUACUUCCAUUUCUUCUUUGCUAGGAUGCAUAUUAUCUAAUUUUUGAAUUAAUUUCUUGUAACAAGGGGUAGACAAUUUAAGUUGUCUACCCCUUUUUGUUUUUAUGCUUGAUAAAUGAAUGAAAUUAACUAAACUAAACCAAGAUCCCAGCCAUGCCGUAUCAGCUAUCAGCCUAGUCUCUGUUUUACAGACAUUUCUCCAGACUUCUUUGAAUGAUAUCAUGUACAGUAGGAAAACCCCCAAAAUCUUUGAUAUUUUUAAAAUUGAAGAAGAUGGAAGUUUUACAGUUGUUGAACUAGUUUUUCUCCCCUUGUCUCUCCCAGAGUGGUGAACCUUUUCCCAUCUCUACUUCUGAGAGUUUCUUUUACAUAUCUGGUCUUGUUUCUAAUAUGUAGUAGUUAGUUAGUCCCUGUCCUGAUGGUAUCAGAUUUACGCCAAACAUGUUUCCCUUAAAAUGAUAAAAUGAUUCAUAGUCAAAAUUAGAUUUGUUGGACACACAUCAGAUCUAAAAAUCUUCAAACUGUCUGCUUUCCUCUAGCUGCAGUAUUUGUCCUCUAUGAAAACACAAUAAAACACACACAGGAGCUGCCUGUUUGUCAUCCAUCUGUCAGCGGUUGUUGUGGCUCUGGAGACAGCUCUAUAGUGUUCGGUGCUUUAAAGUGCACUUAUACCCUGAUUUUGUGAAACAUACUGUAUGUUUGUGCUGAAACACUCGUGUGUUUGAAUUUCACGUAGGUGGCCAAACUGUCAGAGGUGGAGGAAGAGCUGGCAGAGACACAGAAAAAGCUCAGUGCAGGCAGAGGAGGUGAGUCAUGAUGGCCUGGGUGUUCACUACCUACAGAUGCAUGAUGCACUCGUGUUAUUGUGUGUUUCAUCCCUCCUCUCAGACUCCUCCGGCUCCUCCACCGAGGACCCGCUAGACGCCUUCAUGACCGCGGUGCGGAGAGACGCAGCGAUGGACGCCGUGGAGCGCAGGAAGCUUCAUGUGCACGUGGCAGAUUUACGGAAAGAAGCUCAGCGGCUGCGAAAGCUGGUGGAGCUCACGCGGCCUGCGCAGAUGCCCUCACUGCAGCAGAGGUUGGACACAAUGUUACACACCGUGUCACACAAAUACUGAAAUAUUAGCAGGUGUACUCUAAGGAUGAUCAACACUUUACAGUCUUUGAAACCUUCCCUGAGGUUAGCAGGGAUGAAUUUAGGGAUAAAUCUUCAAGUUCAAUUAAUAAAAAUCGAUAUUGGACAGAUAUUUUAACGUGUUUUGUUUAACAGUGGAAGCUCAGAGCCAGAGAAGCCUAAAAAGAGCUUACCGCUGUUUGGAGCCAUGAAAGGAGGAAGCAAAUUCCGACUAAAGACCGGCACCAUCGGGGUAAAUGUUGUUCACCAUCAUGUUGGCUCUCUCACUUCUCUGGGAACGUUUCUUUUUCUGUCUUCUCCUCCACCUCUUCCUCUCAAUUGAUGUCCUCUUCUGUCUUGUAGAAGUUGCCACCUAAGCGGCCCAACUUGCCCGCAGAGCUGUUCAACAUGAAAGAGCUCGCACCUGGCAGAGAGGAGGUAGAGGAAGAAGAGGAGGAGGAGGAGGAGGCAGCAGAGAAGAAAGAUAAGGGGAAUGCCGAUGAAGACUGUGAAAAUAUAACCGACAUGAAUGUUGACUGUGAGGAGUCUGGUGCAUCCAUGUCCCGAGACGGAUCUUCCACAGGACAGCAUCCGGAGAAAUCCCAGGAGCAGAGAGGUAAGAGCAGUGAGGACCAAGAAGUGGUUUUUAAAAGUCAACAUGAAAAAAAACAAACAAAAAACACAGAAGCAAAAAUGUUUUCAGUGUUCAGCUCAUCACUUUUUUUGCACCACUGGGUGGCAGUAUGUCUUUCAUACCAGAAGCAAAGUGUUCACUGUGUAACAUGGAGUUUAGUGGAGAAGAAAGUGACCUUCACAGUAAUAGAAGUAAUGAUGUUUAGGCUUUUUGAUUCAUUCGAUGAUUCAACACAGCGUCAGAUUCAUGUUGAAAUAUGAUGACCUAAGAAAGAUAUUGUUUUGAAAAGUCGCUCAACAAAAGCCUGAAAUCAUGUGGAGGCCUAACCACUCUUUUAAUUCAGCAUGUUCAAGUUUCUUCAAGAGACAGAUGAGAUGGUCUCUUUCAGUUAGUGUAUGAUUAUGUAUCAGUGUGUACUUUUAUUUCAUCGUCCUCUUCCCUCCGCUGAUGGUGAGCAGCGAUAUGCUCUGAUCUUCACUCUAUGAACUCAUGCAGGCCUGUGCAGACUGGCUCUAUAAAUACAUGCGGGACAAAAUGAUCAAAUCAAAAGUGUCAAAGGUCUAAAGGCUUUGGGUAAAUUUGCUCAUUUAGAAAACAAAAAGUGAGAAGUUAUUUUUUUAGUUCAAGUAGUUGAACCAGAUCCUUAUUAUUUUUUGAUAAACCAAGCAUUUGAUGACUCUCACUUUUCUCCUUUUUUAAUCUUUAUCUAUUUGAUCGUAGGAAGUGCUUUACAAGUUCGAGAUGCUGGCUUUCUAUUUAUCAUGAGCUGUGGACCAUUCUUACCUAAAAGCUUCUCAAAGUAGAUUCUGAAACUUCGUUUUAAUCUGAUUGGUUAAAAUGCACCUGUAGUACUUUUUCCUGAACAGGCUCUUGAACCUCAUGUAAAGUUAGUUCUCCUUCUGGCAUUUCCAACCUAGAUCAUCAGACAUCAGGCUCAUCCUGUGAAGCUUAAACUGAGUCUGAUUGAUUCUGUACAUCAGCUGUUACUUGGGCUGGACGAUAUGGGAAAAAGUUUAUCACGAUACAUUUUUAUGAUAUCAGUCGAUAUCGACAUAUAUCAGGGUAUGAAAAAAAAUCACUUGUCAAUCCUAAAUGUUCCCUGUUGCUCUUAAAUAAAUUGUUACAUUGACAGUACUGUCGGCUUCACCUGUUAAAGUGCUAUGGUUGCAUGUAGCUGCAGCUUGCUACUAUGCAGUUGUUUGCUACUUAGUUCGAAUUCAGCACAUGAUUGGUUCAGCACAAAGCAGACUUGGAGCAGCUCCCCUUUUCAUCGGCUAUUCAUAAAGUCUACCAAAACAUGGCAGAAUGUCGACUAUCGAAAAGCAUAUCGACCAUAUUUUAUAUUGAUAUUAAGAGAAAUUAGUUUUUGAUAGAUAUCGUUAUCGUUUUGUCGCCCAGCCCUAGCUGGUACUGAGUCAACUUUCCUUGAGACUCUUUUUUAAUGGAUUUGAUUGUAUUUUAAGCCUCUUUACUUAUAUCCCACCAAUCUUUGUGAUACUAGAGCAAAGCCACAGACGGAGGAGAGGUGACACUUCCACUGAAACAACAGAGGAAGUCCCACAGAGCAGCAACAAGAACAAGGCAAUGACCCCGUCCAGCUCAGGUAGGAUCUGUGUUUCCAAAUCUCUCUGUUUCUCUUCUUUAUCAGUGGUAACAACGCCUGAACUGAACCUUACUUUUCCCACGUGUCUGUAGAAUCAAAGGCGGCAGACACAGAGACGGCCGUGGAGCCGAAACCCAAAAAGGACACUAAGAAGAAAGUGAUUGGCCCCAGCAGAGUAAGCCUGACACACAAAUAAGUGUUUGUUUUUAUAACUUCAGAGAAUAAGCUCAUGAUCUGUCUCCUCAGCCUCCAGUGCAGCUGUCUGGACAGUAUCCAGAUGACGACCCUGAUUAUUGUGUCUGGGUUCCUCCUUCAGGUAAUUGACCGAUUGUGACACUAUCAGACCUGGGACCACCCAACCUUUGAGUAUAGAGUACAGUGAUGAGGGUUCUAGGGGUCACAUUCAGUUAUAUCUGCAUUAAAAGUUUCUCUACUCAUUGUUUGCCUGCUGUGCUGAUCAGAUGUGUGUCAGCAUGCUGGGGACAUAUAGUUCUUUCUAGCAGGUGUUCAAGUGCUUUUUGAACCCAAGAUCCCUUUUUUCUCCUACGUGCCGGACGCCACAUGAAUGCAGGAGAAUGUUUUCAUCCAAUUUAACCCCAUAAAUCUGCUGUUGGAGGAAUUAUGUCCCAUCUGGGUCGACCACAUUCCACUUGAGGGUUGAUUAAAAACUCAGGAGACUGUUAGCCAUUAGCUCCUUUUGUGGUUUGCAGAUUCCAGAUUAUAAGACACACUAUGAAAGCAGACAUGAACAUGUCCACAGACAGAACUUGCUCAGUGUGAUUUCAGCUUUUUUACUGCUGAUGCAGGGGAAGAUGUCUUAUGGGGCACUCACACCAAGUGCAAGUAAAAUCAUCUACUAGUGAUGCGUGAAUGAAUAGUAUUUACUCGCUUCAUUCGCGUGUCAGCGGUAAUUUCAAUGGUAUUCCCUGCCAAUUCAAUCGGCUUGAUCAACUGAUAGACAAAGGUUUUUUACAAUUUACCAGGUAAUCUGACCUCCUCACUCAUUUGCCUCCAGGAGAGCUCCUUUUUAUUCCGGUUUCGGGAAUUGAAAGAAAAGGUGUCAUAUAAUUCAGGGCAUCCACACACCGACACAAUCAGUUUGUCCUCCAUUUGAGAUACCAGUGAACAACCGUCCGUUUUCAUAUUUCACCCGGCAACCUUAAUGCUGAUUAGUUAUCACGAUGUGAAUAUUUGCUGCAGUUAAGACCCAAUUAAUGUCAUUCGCGCCGCCAGAGUUGCAGAAGCAUCUGAUCGCGUCUCUGCGUUGACUUAAGGUAAUUUAGUUGUGUGAAUGAUUUCACUCGCACUUUGAGUGUGGAGACAGUAAGACUUGAAGCACAAAGUUUUGAGUUGUCUUUGAGUUUUGAGUCUAAAUGAUGCUUCCAAUACGCAGCUGGGAAUUUUGACUUUUGAGAUUGUGGUAUACACCAUACACAAUGUCAUUUCCAAACAAGCUGGUUUUAGGUUUUAGGACAUUUUGUCUGCAGAAAUAGUGGCAAAAGUCUUUUUCCACAUCUGUAGACUCAGCCCUGUUUUUAUUCAGGACAUAGCAGAGCUGACUGUCCCAUGGAGAAGUCCUCUGUCGUGGUCAAGUGUGCGCCCUUAACCACAUGGCUGUUUGUGGUUGUGGACACUGGUUCUCAAAUGCGUCCAAAGUUUUAGACCUGUUGCCCAUCUAGGUUUGGUAUUUGAAGCAGAAUGCCAAACAUUUAGAAAUGAAAUAACAACACAGCAGAAAUAAAGUACAACAGAGAAAGUCAAACCUUGAUCACAGUCCUAAAAUUAUGGUGAGUCUGAGUGUUUUUAUUCCUUUCUUUGGACAUUUUACAGCCUGGGUUUGUAGGGAAAUGUCUGAAUCUCUUUUCUCUUUACUCGUAGGUCAGAGCGGAGACGGACGCACACACCUCAACGACAAGUACGGCUACUGAGCUGGAGCGUGUGUGCCCUCCGUCAGCUUUUAUACCGGAGAUAAUACCUGCAACACAAAGCCUCCAGUCUUCUUUGCUCUGACCGUAAACCCUCUCCAGCCUUCCCAGUCCCUGUGUGUGUUUGUGGAGCACAUCAGAGGACUUGCAAAGACAACCAGACUGCAGGUUUUUUUUCGAUCUGUUGGGGGGAUUCUGAGAAAGCAAACCAUUCCGCUUCACAUUAAACUGUCCGGCUCUGGGAAUUGCCCCCCUCAGAGCAGACACCGGGCAGUCAGCCUUCUGGCACUUUUCACCCCAGAUAUUAAUAGAGAUGAGAAGCUCUUGGAUUCAGACGGUUUUAUUUGAAUUCUAUAUCGUCCAGGCAGGAAAUAGAAGGGGUCCGAGCAGGAGCGACAACUGAUGUGGAUUCAGCUUCGUGCUCUUUGGCUGCUCCACUCUCAGUUAAGUCCACCCGACAUCCAAUCUGCAUCCCUCCCCUGUUUGGCUUCAGCCGAUCGCUGGCAUAACCUUAUUUUUUCCUCCAAAGGAGAGUGUGUAGUAAGGAGGGAGAGAGAGGGAGAGCAUUGAAGCAGCUUUUCUGACCAUCUGGCCGCUUGGAUGGCUUACUGGAUGAAACGCAAGCUGAUAAUGACUCAAGCUAAGUGGAGUGUGCGUGUAUGUCUCCACACACACAUACUCGCUCACACACACACCCCAACCUUCUCAAAGUUCUCUUUUUAACAAGAUUGUCUUUAUGAGCGCGUCAGCUGUGUGUGCGUGUGUGUUUGUGUGAGUGUGUGUGUUUGCCUGGAGCAGGAUUCCUCACUCUGUGAAAUCCCACUCAGUGCUGUUCUCUUGGUUUACUGCCAUACUUUCCACCCUCUUUCCUGUCGUCUUAACCCAAAACACAAAGUAAAGAAAUGUAUUUUGUGAUAAAAAUGUGGAAUAAAAGUGUCUGUAAAUUACC
This is a messenger RNA of Xyrichtys novacula (pearly razorfish), 13169 nucleotides long. NCBI's taxonomy places the organism in Eukaryota, Metazoa, Chordata, Actinopteri, Labriformes, Labridae. The record is from the annotation of a GenBank genome assembly.